Messenger RNA from Suillus fuscotomentosus, 1782 nucleotides. RefSeq lists its product as uncharacterized. The transcript is spliced from 7 exons. The record is from RefSeq and is a predicted model, not a curated record. NCBI's taxonomy places the organism in Eukaryota, Fungi, Basidiomycota, Agaricomycetes, Boletales, Suillaceae. The coding region runs from base 1 to 1782 and encodes 593 amino acids.
AUGGUACACCCAAAUACUCACCCUAAGAAUGCAACCCAGCAUCCUGGUGAGAUCCUUCUCCAAAACAAACAAAAAAGAUGCACUGCUCAUGAAGUAAAGGAAGAAAAGGAUCAAAUGGAGCAGGAACAGCAGGGGAACGAAGCCGCUGCAAAGUGCAACACCGAGAGAAUCGCCUCUAUUGAAGAUAAGAUGGCAUUAAAGGAGCUGAAAACUCUUAUGGACACACCUAAACCUCAGCCCCAUGCACGUCCUAUACAAAAGAAGACCAAACUCACCAUCGAGGACAAUGACGAGAUUGCAGAAGGCACCAUUGAGAGCAAGGACAAUGAAAUGAUGGAUGUUGCUACAGAUGAUAACAAUGGCAUUGAGGACUUUGUUGAGAGUGAUGAUGAAGGCAUAGAAGUGCAGCCAAGGAAGAAGUGUGUCCAGAAGAUGGCUCAUCAUGAGGCUGUCCAGGAUGUGAAAAGCAUUAAUAAUAAAGGUGGUGUUCAUCACAACAAGUCAUCACAAUAUUCUGAACUUCGAAUCACAUCAGAUCAUGAUCACACAAUUGCGGCACAUGGUGACCCAAAAGGCAAGAAGGUUGCAGAUGUCAGCGCAAUCAAGGACAACUUUGCAGGGAUGGGAAAAACCAAGGACUGGGCUGAGAAACUUGUGGCAAGCAAGUUGCUCAGGCCUCAAAGCCUUCAAGCAGUUUCUCGAGUGUCCUCAGUAACUACCUCAACAGUCAUUUUGGCAAUCUCCAAGAUGACCAGUACCAGUGCUCAUUCUGGACCUCCCCCUACUCCAACAACUAAUAGGCAAGGCAAUCUUCAAGAGCCUACCACAGUCUUUUUUGAUAGCAAUGAUUCUCUCGAGCGCAAGGUGGCCUUCACUGCUACCAAAAAACCUAGUGGCAGAAGCACAACUUCUGCAGAUAUAAUGGAAGUCCAGGAUAGUUUGUUAUCUCCACCUCCUCCAAUCAGACGCCUAGCAACAAAGAAAAGGACAAAAUCCUUGUCUUUACCACCUUCUUCUAUGCAGCCAUCAAGAGCUACUGCCAGACUUGACACCACCCUCAUUUCCAGUUUGUUGAUGGACAUCAAUUCUGGCAACAGCAGCCCCAGUGAGGACAUAAUAUUGCCUUCUGCCUCUGUGGAAGUGAAAAACAACAAAAGUCUGACAACUUCAGCAAAACAAUGCCUCAUGGAAUGGUGUGGAGGGUUCGGUGUCGCAGCUUGCUCCAUCCUCACUGCAUUUUUUGCACAGGAUGCUGAUUUUUUAGAUCCUGUCGCUCGUGUGGACUUCUUAAAAGCCAUGCUCAAACAAAAUCGGUUUGUUUUCAGGGAUAAUUCAGGUCUCAUUCCCAAGAAUUGGAUGGGUAUGUGGAGAUCUCCUUUCGUACUUCAAACAUUCACAUCGCAUCUCAAUUUCACCUUUGGCUGUGUUGAAAUCCCCACCCUGGACACCAAGAACCCUAGUGCACGGGCUGCCUUUGCCCUCACUGUCACAGCCAUAAGUCUCGAUUUAGAUUUCAACUGUGCAAAGACAGAUGACAGUGAUGUUUGGACACCCGUCAUUGCGAAGGGUGAGCAGUAUUCUUUUAGGAAACCAAUCUGGGGGGGCAUGACCCUCAAGUUCAUGGGCCUCAUUUCAGCGCUUUCCGACAAUGACUUUGCAAGCAUUGUGGAGGAAGCUCAACAGUAUGCCAAGAACUUGAAAAAUGUUGGGAACUUGAGGACUACUACCAGUGUUGCACCUGACAAGGACGACAUAUUUGCUGACCUUUUUGCUUUCCACUAA